Molecule: messenger RNA, 2235 nt
Organism: Oryzias melastigma (Indian medaka)
Lineage: Eukaryota; Metazoa; Chordata; Actinopteri; Beloniformes; Adrianichthyidae
Gene: troap
Product: trophinin associated protein
Exons: 14
Coding region: 174-2144 (656 amino acids)
Source: RefSeq, a predicted model, not a curated record
CCAAGCAGAGUGCACUACGAUUGGUUGAGAUAGCUUCAUAAUGCGACCAAUGAUGGGGCGCGCCUUUUACAAACUUCUGAAAAUACCGGAAGUUAGCGUCACUUUCUUUUGGUAAGAACGAGUUGAACGAGGAGCUCUUUAAAUAUCAACUGUAACUGAAGGUGUCCGUCAUCAUGGAUUCAUCUUCUGUCCUUGGUCAACAAAGUCAAAACAAAAUUCGUAGUGACUUUGAAAGAGUAAAGAAUGAACAGAACAAAAGACAAGUGGACCCAAAGCCCAACAAACCUCUGGUGUCCUCCCGUCUUUUAAACAAAGAUAUUGAGAACACAAAUCCAGCAGAAUUGGGUCGAAAAGCGCCUUUACAAGGAGGUAUAAGCAAGCUUCCUGUACUAGCCAAGUCCCUCUGUCUUCAGAUGCCUUCACACUUCAAGCAGUCCCACCUCAGGUGGGAAGAAAAACCUUUAGCUGGGAAAGCUAAGAAGACAAAGCCAUGUACCCGGCCCAUACCAUUCAAUUUGUCUAAACCAAAAAACACAAAAAUUGAAAGCAAAAAUCAACUUUCUGUGGCUGCUUUAACAUCAAAGAAUAAUGCCAACAAGCCUGACAGCAGAAUGUUGGAUGCCAAAAGCACUAAACAUCAAGCUGCACUGAGCAGUACCAGGGAUUCAACUGAAGAUGAGUGGAAGCAUCAUGGGAAGGCUGCAAAGAAAGAAUCUCACCUGCCCGGACAGUCUGGUCUGUCCAACACACUGAAAACAUCUGUUGCCUUCUCCAACUCCAUGUCAUCCUCUUCUAGCUCCACAACGAGUGGGAAGGCAGACAUUUCAUCUGUUCAGCCUCCUCUGAGUGCAGAGUUGAGGUUGGAGAGCAUGAAACUGCUCAGUCUCAAAGAAACAUCCACAAAUUCACAAACGGAUCAGAAUUCUGAACCCAUAGACGUGAAGAAACCUCCAAACGAAAUAAAGGACAACUUUCAGCCAGAUCGUUCAGCGCUCCUCAGCAUCCUUCGAAAUGAGGGAGUAGAUGUAUCAAGUCGGGCACCUGCAACUCUGCAAUCCAAACCUUACAGCUACCAGCCUCAACGAGUGUCCGUCAUGAAGGGUAGACUGAAACCUGCACCUUCAACAGCAGGGUUAGUGAGGCGGGGGCAUUUCUCACCAGAUCCUGCCGCACCGCAAAGCAUCCUUCUGACUGAGGGUGUGAAGGCCGGAGGGCCUAUGGGUAUCACACCUAGAAAUUCGAUCUGUCCUCCAGGCAGAGGCACAUCUAUUUAUACAGCUCAGAGGGUACCGGUUCGAAAGAUUCCUGCAGAGAUGACUGGAGGUCCAGUAGCUGCGCUCAAAAAGACUCCACAGACAAAAUGGACUCCACAGAGAGUCCCCAACCCCUCUUAUCAACCCAUGUCGGCUAUGAAGUGGCAUCCGUCAGCCCAGCGCUCACUUCACAAGUCUCCUGGAUUCAAGAGCUGCAAGAGCACACUGCAGAAAGAGGAAGUUGUCCAAAGAUUAUUUUGUGAUGCUGAAGAUGCGGCGGAUGAAGACCUUGAUGCAAAAAAUGGCCAAAGGCAGCUCCCAGUUAAAGCCUCAUCUAAAAAAGUUCUCUUUGAAGAAAAGCCAACAAGCAGUGACAGCAGUGAUGAAGAAGAGAAGCAGGAGACGUUCCUGCCACCGCCAAGAGAGUCUGUCAUUUUUAUGUCCACUGGUAAAAAGCUGUUCAGAGUUUCCCGUUUUGACAACGCCGAACACUUGGAUCAGAAGGAUCAGCAGGGUUCAGUUUUAGACCCACAGAAUGAGCCAAAAGAACACAGUGAAAUGUCAGUGGGAUCUGAACCGAUCCAUCGGAUCAUCCCUUCUGCUCAGCGUGUACAUAAAGACCUCAUUGCUCAGAAGCCCUGCUCUCGGAGUCCUGCAGUGGCAUUUCUGCGUAAGCAUUUUCCUCCUCCGGAGGAGCUGCGAAUGGAUGAGGAGGUUGCCUUCAUCACCUCUUUGUCUUUCCCGUCCAGCAACGCGUGUCCUCCACCCCGGCCUCGGUGUGAAAACCCCCUGGCCAUGAUCUUGCACUUUAAGGAAUCCACUAAAUUUGUUCCAAUUCGCUUGGAUCCGUGUUCUGGUUUGCCUCCAAGCUGCUCUCCGCUGCACGGAUGAUGAUUAUAACACAUUUUUUAUUCUUACUUUUAAAAAGUUCACUUGUAUAAUAUUUUAGUUAUAAAGUAAAAUAAAUACAUUAGAAUAACAA